GGUUGGUUUCUGGUACUUGUAGUCCACAUCGGGGUGAUCGUUUCCGUGUGUCUCGCGUACGUUAGGUGUUGGAAUCUGCUCUUCAAAGACUAACACAUGUGAAAUUAUAGAUCAGGGUUUUGUGAAUUUAUGGAAACAUGUCAAAGAAACGGGGCAGGAAGCGAAGCAGUGGUGAGCUGAGUGAGAGCUCAGCGCCGACCCUGAGCCCAGACCCUGACAACCUCUUGGGCCGCAGGAUUCAGCACACAUGGAGGGAGAAGGGUAACAUGACCAAGUGGAAAGGCACCGUGCUGGAACGGCUCACAGUGAACACCUCUCUCUACAUGGUCAAAUAUGACGGCUUUGAUUGUGUUUAUGGCAUCGAGCUCUUUAAAGACAACCGGGUGUCCAACCUGCAGGUGUUGUCAGAGAAAGUCGUGAACAAUAAGAUCAAGGUGCCUCCAGGGGCCGAGGAGCUGGUGGGCCGAGCUGUGGAGCAUCUGUUCGAAAAGGAGGACGGGGAGAAAAACGAGUGGCGGGGCAUGGUGCUGUCCCGAGCCCCCAUCAUGACCCACUGGUAUUACAUCACCUACGAGAAAGAUCCAGUGCUGUACAUGUACCAGCUGUGGGACGACUACAAGGACGGAGAUCUACGUGUCCUGCCUGAAUCAGAAAACAAACACCUACUUCCAGCAGACAGGAAGCCAGGUGAGGAGCCAGAGAGCCUUGUGGGUAAACAGGUGGAGUACGUCACAGAUAACGGAAUUAAGAGGACGGGCUUGGUUAUCUACCAGGUCCCUGCAAAGCCCACAGUGUACUACAUUAAAUAUGACGACGACGUCCACAUCCAUGUCUAUGAUCUGGUGAAGACCACCUAGUACUGACUGUCUGCUCUCAUCCUCAGCCAAUGGCACGUCUCUGACCCACCAGUCGUUACCUGUUAAAGUGUUACUGAUUUCAGUUUUGCUCCAGUGGGAGGCGCUGUGCCGAAGAUCAAUACCGCUGUUUCUUUGGUUUCUUUUUCAAUUACGCAUUGACAUGAGACAUGUUGGUUUGGUUGAUUCUCAGUUUGAAGUUUAUCUUAAUGUUUGACUACGAGUUCCUCCAAUGUAAAUAAAGCAUGUCUGAGAGCUGUUCUAAAGCCCAGCAGAUGAAAUGGAGUUACGAGUGUGGUGAAACCAUGUUUGUAUAGUGCAACUUUCAGACUCCAAAUUCAUACUUUUUGUAAGAAAAAAACAUCAAACUUUAAAAAAAAAAUCACCUUUCUUACCCACACCUCUGUGUUUAACACGUAUCUCUUCUCUUUUGAUAUGCCUGUGCCAUUUAUUUCAUCUGGAAUAUCCGGCUGUUCUCAUGGUAACAUUUUGGCAAAUCUUGUCUGCAGUGCUUUAUGUGUGUCACUGGGUAGGCCUUUCAGUUAGUUCAUUAUAGAGGUAACAUUCAUCUAACCAGUGUGCUGAUUUUACCAUCACAGUGAAGUUUGAUUUCAGUUGAAUUGUAUAGACAUCAAUGAGAAGUGACUGUCUCACUUCUCGCAUUUAAAACUUUAUUCUUUAAAAAAAAAGCGUGUAUCAUAUAUCUGUUAUGUUUCAACAUGCAAACUGCAAGUUUUCUACAUGAUUAUAUAUGAAAAAAUAUUCUGAUGUUGUCAAGAUGUUUCAACGUGUUUGUAAUACACACUAUUUAUGUAGUUUGAAUUGGCCUCCAACAUUGUUUAGUAUUUGGGAACUAAAGUCUUUAUUAUUUGCCAAAAAUAAGUAAUGUGAUAAGAUAUAUACAGGCCUGUUAUUUGUGACCCUAAAUAUGUUUUAUUUUCUGUAAAUAUAAUCGGAGACAUUUUUAUGGACGUUCAACAAAGCUGCUUGAAAAUGAUUCUGUUGUCCUGUAAUUGUGAAAUGUUGAAGGGAUGUUUUGAUAAUUCAUGUGAAUAAAUCCAUCAUUUUGGGGCAACAACA
Molecule: messenger RNA, 1934 nt
Organism: Labrus mixtus (cuckoo wrasse)
Lineage: Eukaryota; Metazoa; Chordata; Actinopteri; Labriformes; Labridae
Product: spindlin-W-like
Exons: 5
Coding region: 138-857 (239 amino acids)
Biological process (GO): gamete generation
Source: RefSeq, a predicted model, not a curated record